AUGCAGCAUCGACGUCGCCUCCCACGCCCGACAUCGUUUCCAUUGCCGCAUCCCCCCCCCCCCCCCGCUCGCAAUUCCCGUCGCCAUGGGCUCGCUGUUCGUCGAACCCCUCCCCUCUCCUACGCCGUCCGUGUGGUCCCUGGUUUCGCUGCUGACCGACGCAGCAGCCGUGAGAUGGACCCCUCCAUCGAGUCCUCCCUCGACACCCAAGGCCUCGCCAACGAGCAGCGCGGCCUGUUGGACCUCAUCGAUAAGCUGCAGUUCGCCCGGCUUGAAAAUGUCAAGCUGCCCCAGAUCGUCGUCGUCGGUGACCAGUCGGCCGGCAAGAGCUCCGUCCUCGAAGCCCUCACGGGAACGCCCUUCCCUCGAGAUGCCGGCGCCUGCACCCGGUUCGCGACGGAGAUUCGCAUGCGGCGGGCCCAGCAGACGACGCUCAAGGUGUCCAUCAUCCCCGACAAGAGCCGUCCGUGGAACGACCAGGCCAAGCUGCUGCAGUACGGCGCCAGCCUCACCGGCGACGUCUCCUUCCAGACCAUGAUGAGGGACGCGACCGAGCUCAUCGCCCCCCGCCACCUUCCCGGCCGCUUCGCCGCCCGCGACAUUCUCGUCGUCGAGAAGAGCGGGCCGGACAUGCCGCUCCUCACCCUCGUCGACCUCCCGGGCCUCGUCCGGGUGGCGAACCGCGACCAGUCCGAGGCCGACAUCCAAACCAUCGACGCCCUCUCGGAGCGCUACAUGAGGAGCUCCCGGACCAUCAUCCUCGCCGUCGUCGGCGGCAACAACGACUACGUCCAAGCCCCCAUCCUGAAAAAGGCCCGCCGCUUCGACCCCAAGGGAUCGCGCACCAUCGGCGUCCUCACCAAGCCCGACAUGACGGAGCGCAUCGGCCUCGAGGCCAAGUUCAUCGACCUCGUCAUGAACAAGGACAAGGAGAACAGCUGCAAGCUCGGCUGGUACGUCCUCCUGAACCCCGGUCCCGGCGAGCGCUGGCUCGCCGACGAGGACCGCGCCCGGCACGAGGCCGACUUCUUCACCCGCGGCCGCUGGUCCGAUCUGCCCCCCCAGAUGUGGGGCGUGGCCGCUCUCCGCCAGAAGCUGAGCGCGCAGCUCCAGAGGCACAUCGGCAAGCACGUCAGGACGCUGCGGCGCCAGAUCCAGCAGGCCCACGAGACGUGCGAGGCCCAGCUCCGGGCCAUGGGCGCCGCCAAGGACACCAUCGAGGAGAUGCGCUUUCAGAUGGGCGAGCUCUUCACGAGCUCCAACAACCUCGUCACGCCGGCCGUCAACGGCAACUACAAGAACCCCUUUGGCGAGCGCUUCUUCGCCCGCCAAGGCACUCCCCAGGGCACGCCCCCGCAGAAGCUGCGAGCCCGCGUCCGCGAGGAGACCGAGCGCUUCUCCCGCCUCUUCCGCCAGCAAGGUCGCAGGGUCAACUUUGCCGCCGCCUCCGCCGGUGCCGGUCCGAGCCACUCGGCCGCCGGCCCCGCCGGUUCCCAGGCUGGCCAGUCCAAGCAGGACUUUGCUCGGCACGAGGUUGAGCCGCUCCUGCGUCAGAUCCGCGGCAACGAGCUGCCCCUGGACUCGAACCCGCGCGCGCCCUACAUCCUCUUCCAGGACUACUCUCGGAACUGGCCCACGCUGGCCCGCGAGUACAAGGACAACCUCGGCGUCAUCUGCGUCGAGUUCCUCGGCGAGGUCAUCGACCACGUGUGGCCCCUGCGCAUGCGCGAUCCCCUCCGGUACCAUUUCCUCGACGUCAAGAUGCGCGAGCUCAUGGAGAGCGCCGGCAAGGAGCUCGCCCGGCUGACGGACGACAUGGAGCUCGAGAUUCAACCCUACGAUCCCGAGUACGAGGAACGAUUGAUUCGCUGGCGCGCCGACGCGACGGAGAACGGCGGCACCUACACGGAAGCCGAGGAAGUCCUCGAGAAGAUGCUCAUCUACUACGACCUCACGGCGCGCAUCUUCACGAGGAACGUCAUCACCCAGGUCGUCGAGCGUCACCUGCUGCUCGGCAUGCUCCGCCUCUUCAACCCCAUCGAGAUUCUUCGCAUGGCCGAUGGCACCAUCGAGUCCAUCUCGGCCGAGAACAAGGAGAUGCGCGAUCGUCGCCUGGCGCUCAAGAAGCAGAUGGCAGCCAUCGAAGAGGCCAAGAGCAUCUGUGCCGGCUUAGCCAUGCGCAGCGAUCUGCGUUCCCAUGACGACGAUUCGGACGAGGAUGUGGACACGGACGGCGGCGAGGAGAUGACGACGACGAAUACGCCUAUCCACACCCCGCUUGCGCCGGUGCCUGUUUCAAACCCGUAUCAACCGGAACGCCUCGAGCCAAAAGAGUCGCAUCGCGUGGAUGUGAACUACCAGGUGCCUCGCAAAUGGGACUCGACCCACGAUGCCUACGACGCAGGUUCACGUGAUGGGCCGCCCAUUCAGCCGCCCCCACCACCGCCUCGUCCCCAGAAGGUCGAUAUUGACAAUGCCGAACGGCAAUACAGAGCCGAGGGCGGCUACAGGACGGAGAGAACGGAGGGCAGCCUUCCGAACCAGAAACAUACCACCCGGCAGAAGCUGGCCUCUGCUAUGAGACUUGGAUCCCAGGUCUGA
Messenger RNA from Drechmeria coniospora, 2601 nucleotides. RefSeq lists its product as uncharacterized. The record is from RefSeq and is a predicted model, not a curated record. NCBI's taxonomy places the organism in Eukaryota, Fungi, Ascomycota, Sordariomycetes, Hypocreales, Ophiocordycipitaceae. Gene Ontology annotation, molecular function: GTP binding; microtubule binding; GTPase activity. Gene Ontology annotation, cellular component: cytoplasm; membrane; microtubule. The transcript has a single exon. Bases 1 to 2601 code for a protein of 866 amino acids.